AUGGACAACGAAGGAGGACUUAUGGUAUCCGCUAUAGUUUAUGUUGUUGUCACCUACCUUCUGAACACUGGUCUUGGCUUACAAGCCAUGAAGAUAGGCGAAGAAUGGUCGAUCUUUCUAACCUCCAAUGCACGGGUAAAAGAAUACCACUGGUUUUCCCUGGUUUAUCAAGCAACAAAUAGGCUAAUGUUCAAUGCGGCAUACAAGGUCUCUAAUUACACAUCUGCAGAAAGGUACGCGAAAGAACUUCUUAUCAUACAUCACGCUUCUGGUGACACACUUAAGGAAGGGGAACUAAGCUUGAAACUGGGACAGAUAUAUCAGAAACAGAAUAAAUUUGAAAAGGCUACAGAAUACUUUCAAAAGGCAGCUGAUAUAACAAGAAGUACUGGAGACAAAAAAAUAGAGGCACAAUGUUCCAUGAUGAUAGGAAAAUUAUUGAAUUCGCCGUGUGAAUAUCACAAGGCUGAGGAGUAUUACAAGAAAGCACUAACAAUCACUGUGUCAAAUGGCGACAGAGAUAGCAAAGUAACCAUUUACGGAAACCUAGCUACAAUCGCUCAGUCGCUUGGGGAAUACGACAGAGCUAAGCAAUAUUACAAGAAAGCACUUGCAGUGAGACAGGAGAUUGGCCACAGAGAAGGAGAAGCAGCUGACUACGGAAACUAA
Molecule: messenger RNA, 669 nt
Organism: Stylophora pistillata
Lineage: Eukaryota; Metazoa; Cnidaria; Anthozoa; Scleractinia; Pocilloporidae
Product: G-protein-signaling modulator 1-like
Source: RefSeq, a predicted model, not a curated record